Molecule: messenger RNA, 2339 nt
Organism: Alligator sinensis (Chinese alligator)
Lineage: Eukaryota; Metazoa; Chordata; Crocodylia; Alligatoridae
Product: tripartite motif-containing protein 15-like
Exons: 5
Coding region: 140-871 (243 amino acids)
Molecular function (GO): protein binding
Source: RefSeq, a predicted model, not a curated record
GGGAGAGGUGGAGAGCAGGAUUGAGAAGAGUCAGGGGGAGACUGUCACCCACCUCUCCGAGGAGAUUUCCCGUCUCAGCAGCCUGAUCAGGGAGCUGGAGGGGAAGUGCCAGCAGGCCGCCAGUGACCUCCUGCCGGGCAUGAGGAGCAGGCUGAGCAGGUGCAAGAAGGAGCAGUUCCAGCUGCCAGAGGGGAUUUACCCAGAGCUGGAAACAAGACUCAGCAUCUUGUCUGGACAAACGCUAGCUCUACAGGAGACUUUGAAGAAGUUUCAAGAGACUCUGGCGUCCACCUUGGAGAAGGUCAAAAGGGUACCAAAGGGAUCAUACACAAAGGCGAUGGUGACUCUGGAUCCAGACACGGCAAAUCCCUACCUUGUCCUUUCUGCGGAUCGGAGAAGUGUGAGAUGGACAGACACACGGCAGCCUGUGCCUGACAAUCCUGAGAGAUUUGAUGUGAACCAGUGUGUGCUGGGCCGGGAGGGAUUCACCUUGGGGAGACACUGCUGGGAGGUGGAGGUGGAGGUGGAGAUGUGGCGGGGAGACUGGGCAGUGGGGGUCACCAGAGAGUCUGUGAGGAAGAAGGGAUGGGUCAGAUUGAGCCCCGAGGAGGGGAUCUGGGCAGUGCAGCGCUGUGGGGAUCAGGUCCAGGCUCUCACGGCCCCUGCUCCCACCCGCCUGUCCCUGCGCCGGGUGCCCAGGAGGGUGCGGGUCUGUCUGGACUGUGCGGGGGGGCAGGUGUCGUUUCUCGAUGCUGACACCGAGGCCCCGAUCUUCACCUUCCCGCCGGCCUCCUUCGCUGGGGACAGAAUCCGGCCCUGGUUCUCGCUCUGGGCGUCGGGGCCUGGGUCCGAGCUGAGACUGUGCCAUUGAGUGAUGGGGGAACAGCCGGGGAAUGGACCCCCCACGUGGGGAAACGGGCCGCUCUGGCUUCCCAUUCUCUAUGACCCCGGAGGAGUCCCCUCUACCCGCCCCUGUCCCCUCCUCUCUGCCCCGGGGAGCUGCCCAGGUGCAAGGUGCUGUUUGCACCCACAAGCCCAUCCCGUUGCAGCAGGCAGCACCAGACCGGUCUGUCCUGGCACUCGGUGGCCCUGGAGGACUCGAGCACGGCCACCAGAAUGGGCCCUUGGGGAUGCCACCGGCUUUGGUGCCACCACCCUCUGCAGUGCCAGCAUCCCAGGGCUGGGGCUCAGGGCCAAGUGCCUCUGGGUGCCCUUUGCCCAGAGUCCGGCUGGGGCUGGGGCUAGGGGUGGGAGGCUGCCUGGGGUUUGCAAUGGCUUUCACUCCCCCUUUUCUCUCCCUUCUUCUCCCCUGUGCUGGCUCCUUGCUCGGGCUCACACAGAGGACGUCCCAUGCAAGUUAGACACUGCUUUUCCUGGACCUGGUCUUGGGCCUUUGGCCUUCUUCACCACGAGGCCGCUCAAGCUGGGCCAUGCUCUUAUUUACCCACAAGCCUCCUCCCUCCCUUGGGGCAGCCGCGUGGCACCGAUGGUGGCGCAGGAACUCCACUAACCUUCAUGGAGGUGUUUUCCACCUCCAGAUGUUGACCACACAAACUGGGAUUGGAGGUAAAUUAGGGCUAAAAAGUGAAAGCAUUUGCAACUUUUAUUUUCUCCAAACCAGUUUUUAGGCAAUUCUUAGCCCAACAGGAGAGUUUUAUGCUGGAAAUCUUUUGGGUUACAGCAGGCUCACCUAGAAGUGCUCUGUGUUUCCAAUUAUUAGGUAGUAGAUUAACAAGCUUCCCAUGUUGUUUCCAUUGUAUUUGUCCUUGCUGCCUCCCCACAAAGGAUGAACAACCACUUUCACCGGGAAUCAAAGGGUUUCACCCAGGGACUCUUGACAGAGCAACAGACCGUCAGAGCCGUUUACAAAAAGGAAACAUCCAGCUCAUGCUCUAGUCCAGGGGUCAGCAACCCCUGGCACGUGUGCCAAGCAUGACAUACGAGGCCAUUUUGCUCAGCACACCACUGCCAGCCUGGGCUCUAGGCAACUGGUGCCAGCCACAAAGCCCAGGCCUCUCCCGGCAGGCAGCUGGGCAGCUGCAAGCCCUGCAGCAAGCAGACUGGGCUCCGUGGCUGGCAGCAGCUACCCAGAGCCUGGGCUGGCUGCAGCCAGGAGGCUGCAAACAUCUGCUCUGGGCUCUGGCAUCAGCUCCAUACCAGCAGGUGCACACGAGGCUUGUAGUGGAUGGUGGGGGAGGCCCCUGAGGCAGCGCAACCCCGGCCUCUCCCCAGCUGCUGGCACAGAGCUGAUGACUCGGCUGCAGGGCCCGGCGCAGCUGUUUGUAGCCAGCGUCGGCUCUGGGCAGCUCCACGGCCCCAGCAUCAGCUCCGUGCUGGCC